AUGUUCAAGCGUGCGGGCAAAGGCCGUACCAGAGAGGCCAUCAGAUGGCGUUUGCAACAGUAUGGUCGCGUCAAACAAUUUGAAGAGCACGGAAUCUCAUGCAUGAAUCUCUCCCCGGCCUUCGAGAGGGAGAUUGCAGCACAGACGGCCCAGAGUCUCUUAGGGCCCAGUCCUGCAGCAGCCAGUGAGACUGGUGCUGCGAAUGUUCGACCGAAGAUGCGCGAGGCGAGUCUGAUAGAAGCGGCAAAUAGCGAAGAAGCGCGCUGCCUCACACGAUAUCGAGACCCGCGCACGGAAAAGGCAUCCAAAGACACCCGCGGGUCGCGAACGGGGUACAAAGACAAGUCCAUGGAAGAUAGUGGAGGAAGAGGAGCGGGCCGACGACAGGUCGGUGGCUCAGGACGCUCUGGUGGCGAGGAGCUCUGCAAGAUCCGCGGGUGGCUCACCGCGAGCCCAACGAAUGCCGGCGCUAGUCGCACUAUUUCCCCAGCCGAGUCCCCCAACGCUGCCGACGCUCCGCGUAGCCCUCGACGCGUCGCAGCAACAACACACACACCAAUCAUCGCCUAUCUUGAGAAGAGGCUCGAGGAUGCAGUCCGCCAGUCACAGCUAGAACAGGCCGGUAACAAUACCCUACGCAAAGAAAACGAAGGACUGCGCCGCCGCAUCGGGAAGCUCACGACUCCCAGCAAUGCUGCACUGCGCCAAGCGGCUAGUGAUCUCGAGUUGGAACGGGCAAAACUCGUUUCGGAGAAGCUGACGAUUAACUCGCGUCAUCAAGAUGCUAUACGAUGCUUAGAGCAACUUCUUGAAGCCAAGGCAAAGCAUAUCGGACAGCUACAAUGCCUUCUCAACACCCUAAGAGGCCCUCAGCUGGUCUCCAGAUCUCAAGGCUACCCGAUCGAAUACGAUACUGGUUCUCUGCGUGCCGACUGGUGUCAGAAUGUUGCUCGGCUUGCAUCUGACUGCCCAACAUACGACAUGACAAGAUCCCUUCGCGCUGAAGAGCAGGUACCCGUCAAGCUUGAGGCUGCCAUGCGUGCUGUUACUGGACUUUCCAUGGCACAAACCGGGAACCUGACGCUCGCUGAGUGCUUCACUAAAACCACGGCCAUGCCUACUGAUGUCAAUAUCCAGAUCGCCUGUUUCAUGACUCAUGCUCUACGAUGGUGUUUCAAUACAGCGUUCCAUACCAGGGGGCUGAAGUCGGAGAAGUUGCACGAAAUGUGGCAGUCGAUUGCGUCACUCAAUGGACUCAAAUGUGUACGAGAACUAGACACCAUGGCUACCCUAGAUAAGAUCGGCAAUGAGUACUUUCGCAAGCACCAAACACCGACGAAGGCCAAAAGUCAGAUGGCAAUCUUCAUCAAAGAGUGCCGCAGCUUCACUCCUUGGCUCGAUAGUGCGAAAUUGCGUCCGAUGCUCGAUACGUGGCUUCAGUCAACCAUGGAGAUGAAGUUGGAACUUCUCGUGUCAAGCCAACACCACAAACUCGCCUUCCCGCCACCUGGCGCCCCUUACGACAAGGACACCAUGGAAGGUCAAACCGAGGACGGAAACAGACAGGGCCCCAAGGACAUUCCAGCCGACUAUCGAGUCAAAAUCUGCGUCUGUCCCGCGCUUUAUACGUGCGUCUCGGAAUCAGACCUACCAGACUGUGACGACCCUUUCUUCAAGGCGGAGAAUUACAAAGAUGCUUUGCUCGAGAAUAGAGACUUCUUCGCUGAAGAGCCGGGCAAGUACCAGGGUUGGGAAGGAGCUGUCUUAGUAUCGCGGGCUAUCGUCUUCGUCGAGAAGUGCCCUCAACAAUCUCAGCUCGUGCCAGAGCAGAUUCAACCAAGGCAGACUCUCCGGAUCCGACUAACCCCAAGCUUGGCAGAAGAUACCCAGGACGUGGCUGAAGGUGGCGAGGAUGGCAUGAGCAGUGAGGACGACGUCAAACAGUGA
Molecule: messenger RNA, 1947 nt
Organism: Alternaria viburni
Lineage: Eukaryota; Fungi; Ascomycota; Dothideomycetes; Pleosporales; Pleosporaceae
Exons: 5
Coding region: 1-1947 (648 amino acids)
Source: RefSeq, a predicted model, not a curated record